GUGCUUGGGUUUGGGCAGAUGAGAUGCCGCCCCGUAUAGUCCACCACCCUUCUGAUGUGGUGGUGAAAGUGGGGAACCCUGCCACACUGUCCUGCCGGGUGGACGGCAACCCCAAGCCGACUAUCGAGUGGCUGCACAAUGGUCAGCCCCUGGAGACGGGGAGGGGAGACGGCCAUCUUCAACCCAUAGUUCUUUCGGAGGGGAGCCUCUUCUUUUUGAAUGUGGGAGAGGUCAGGCGUGGUCAGUCACAUGAAGGAGUUUACGCCUGCAUUGCCAGGAACUCUGCUGGCAUGGUGGUCAGUCACAAUGCAUCGCUCUAUAUCGCAGCAUUGCAGGAGGAGUUUGGUGUGGAACCMAGUGAUGUGGAAGUGGCAGAGGGGGACGUUGCUGUUUUAAACUGUGCUCCUCCAGUUGGACAUCCAGAGCCGAACGUGAUGUGGAAGAAGAAUGGCCUGCCCAUCAACAACACUGACCGUCAUUAUGCUGAGCUGAGUGGGAAGCUGAUCAUUGCUCCUGCAGAGAAGAACCACACUGGUUCUUAUAUCUGUGUGGCUCGAAACAGUGUGGGCGAGAGAGAGAGCAGAGCUGCUCGCCUCUCAGUGCUAGCCAAACCUGUGUUGGUGCUGAAGCCAGAAAAUGUGUCAGUAAGAGUAGGUGAGUCCACUCAGUUCUACUGCCAAGCUAAAGGAGAACCCCCCCCUGCUGUGRUGUGGAGCCGAGAGCAGGGAUCACUCCCCAAUGGCAGGUACCUCAUUAACCCAGAGCAAACUCUGCAGCUACAUUAUGUGAAAGUGGAGGAUGCUGGCAAGUACAUAUGCACUGCUGUCAAUCAUGUAGGCGUCGUCUCUGCUGCUGCACAACUACUAGUAGAAGGGACUGCCAGCACUGAGCAGAAAGACCUCCACAAAGAACUGUCMAUGCUCCGAGUGGUUCUGGAGAACGUCUCCAUCAUCAACACUGGAUCCAACGUUUCUCUGGUCCAGUGGAAGCUUCAGUCUUUCCCAACACAACCACAUUACCUCAGUGGCUUUGAAGUCCUCUAUCGCUCUUUAAUGCCCAUCAGCUCAGACUGGGCAGCAAAGACGGUAACUCUGCCCAGAUUCCAGGCUCAGGUCGGUCCUCUGAAGAGGGGCUAUAAGUACGAGUUCAAGGUUCGACCAUAUGGCAGCAACUUGUAUGGAAGGGAGAGCAACACGCAGUUCCUCAGRGUCCCUGAGAAAGUGCCCGGAGCUCCUCCUCAGGCUGUGUUUGUUACGGUCAACUAUGAGCAGAAUACCAGCAUCCGUCUGAGCUGGGAACCUCCUCCUCWUGAAAGCCACAAUGGAGUCAUUCAAGGAUACCAGGUGUGGUGUGUGGAGUCUGAUGAGCAGCAGUACCAGAACUGGACUGUGGACAGUGGACAACACAUCCUGGACAUCUCCAGUCUCACAGCAGGGAAACAGUACUGGAUCACUGUGGCAGCAGUGAACGGAGCGGGAGUGGGCUCGCUCAGUGACCCUCACGGAUUUAUCAUCAACCCACAGUCAGAACAGUCMCAGACAAAUGACCACAUCCAGAGUCCUUCUGUGGUGUUGGACCUGCUGCAGGACCCCGUGGUGAUCGGCAGCGCUGGUGCAGUCCUGUGGUGUAUCCUGAUGGUUGCAGCUGUUUGCCUCUUCAGACGCCACAGUAAUUCUCUGUUACCUCGACACAGCAAGGCUAAAGGUCUGCAGAGACUAGCCAGUGAAGACCUGAUCAUAAAACACAGGAUGGCCACCCCGGAUUCUCCAUGGAUCUCUGGGAGCUGGAGACCUCCCUUUAACAAGAAGUACCAGGACCUGUGGGCCCAGGGCCUGAAACAAUCUCAAAUCAAGAGCACCAGCCUCCCGGUCUCAUCCCAGAAGGACACCAGUGUGUCUGACAAUUGUGGUGUUUAUGGAACAUUUUACAUGGACUUGAUGAGCAACGGGAUGAAGACUUUCAGCAGUCCUGGACAUUGUCCUAAAAUUCUUCAUGGGUUCCCUUAUCAGCAAGGAAGUGAGACCAUCCAGAUAUUCUCUCAGCCUGCCUCCAAGUCCUCAUCGCUGAGCAGCAGCGAAGCUCUGCCCUGGAAACAGGCCAUACGGCCUCAGCCUAAAAUGGGCGUUCUGAGGGAAUCAUGGGAAAAAAGGAUGAAUGGCAAACAAGAGUUACACGCAGUGAACAGCGUCCCUGUCCUGUCCUCCAGGAGCCAGGCUUAUCCCUUCAGGGUCUGCAAACAGAGACUCAGUCACACACCAGCAGGACACCACGGUGGACCUACAGACUGUGGUGAAGCUGCAGCUGCUUCUCGGUUGCUGCAUUACUCUGCGUCGCUGCACUUGGUGGACAUGUUGCCUCCUUCAUCGCACUUCCCCUCACAUGAGACAGCAGACAAAAACAGUCUUUCUUCAGUUGAAGGUUCUAAUCGUCCCACCAAGCUAACAGAAGACAUGAGCUCCCUCCAGUCAGUCCGUCCUGGAUCAGCCCACCCUGGACCACCAGGACCCAACAAGACCAGCUUUCCCUUCCAUGUGCACCUAUCCACAGCCUCAGAGUCCACAGUCUUGGAUGACGAGUGCGAGGGCACGCUUAGCUCACAGGAAGCUACAGAGUACCUGGAGCUCAGCCCCAAACCUGAGAGAAGCAGCAGCAUUCUUCCAGAGCAGCACCCCUCCCUGUCCCACCUCUUCACCCCCACCCCGGAGAGCAUCUGUGGGUUGACCCRCUCCAUCCGGCAGGAGGAUGGGGUCCACGCGGCGGAGCAGGGCGGACAGCGGKGGUCCCACCUGCAGAGCUCCCCAUCCUCGUGUUACGACUGGGACUGCUCCCUGUGGAACACCUGGAGCUCAGCCAUGGGCAGUAACAUGGACAGUGCCCGCACCAGCCUCAUCAGCUCUGUGGACAGCUGCUACACUCAGGACAGCACCACGCUGGCCCGCCUGCUGGCUGCAGCUGCAGAGACCAUGAGUGGAGCGUCUGUGUCUGACUUCUCCCCCCGUGCCUCCCCCCUCAGCCCCUUUUACCCAUCAUUCCGAGCAGACAGUGAGGGGUUUGAAGACAUGGAACCUGUUCCUGCGUGGGACUGGAGUCUGGCCUGGAUGGAGGAAAUGGACGCCCAGUACAGAGCCCACUAUCCCAGCAGAAACACUUAGCUGAGCCCGACAGAGCGCAGAGGACAGGUGGAGGAUUCUGACAGCAACACUUUACUGGUUCAUGUAAAAACUGUUUGGAGAUGAGAAGAAUUCAGUUUGAACAUUUUCCCUCUGCUGCUUCUAGAGCAACCUCUCUGUGAGACGAGAUGUUGUUUGGAGAACAGUUUUACCUCGGUUCAGUUCAGUUCCUGCUGAACUUGUGCUUUUCUUUAGCUUUCUUCCUUUCACAGAAAAAAAAACAUGAGUUUGUUCCCUGCUGGGUUGUGAAAAAGCAGAUGACUCAGCAUUCAGAAAGUAUUCAGAGCCUCUUCAUGCUUUAUGUUGCAGCUUGAUGCUACCAUCAUUUAAAUUAUGUUUUUAAAAACGCAACUAAAGAAGAAUUCAUAGUUUUUAAAACACCUGAUUUUUUUUAGAUCAGGUUCCUUCUGAACCCUGAGAAAAGUCAACCUGUCUUGGAAAGUCUUGGAACAAAAAGCGAAGCUGGAGGUGGAAGGAGCUGCCAGCAGAGCUCAGACACAGGCUUGUUGCAGUGGCUCCAUGAAGAACAAGCAGGACUCCUGGAGGAGCUGGUCGACCUGUUCUCAGUGCGAGAACAAGAUCCUGAUGGUAAAUCUGACUCAGAUCUGUGUAGAGAAUCAGAACUGCAGACCUUCACUGAUCAUCAUGUAUAAACGGUGCAUCAUGAACACACAAUGGGCAUUACACACACAUGUUGGGAUGUAUAAACACUUAUGUUGUGUGUAAGUUUGCAAAAAUAUCCACAGACAUCUGA
This is a messenger RNA of Austrofundulus limnaeus, 3924 nucleotides long. RefSeq names its product roundabout, axon guidance receptor, homolog 4 (Drosophila) (gene robo4). Gene Ontology annotation, molecular function: protein binding. The record is from RefSeq and is a predicted model, not a curated record. Lineage: Eukaryota; Metazoa; Chordata; Actinopteri; Cyprinodontiformes; Rivulidae. Gene Ontology annotation, biological process: cell-cell adhesion.